This is a messenger RNA of Lolium perenne, 3493 nucleotides long. RefSeq lists its product as uncharacterized. Lineage: Eukaryota; Viridiplantae; Streptophyta; Magnoliopsida; Poales; Poaceae. Gene Ontology annotation, molecular function: ubiquitin binding; RNA binding. The record is from RefSeq and is a predicted model, not a curated record.
CCUAAUAUUUCGGUUUGUUUUAGAGGAGUGCCUGAGAGUGCAUCACACGGACGGGGAACCGCCGUCUUCUCCCCGGCCUCGCUCGGCUCGAUCAUGGCGUCGUCGGCGGAGCCGCCGCCGAAGAAGCGGAAGCUCGUCGAGGCCCAGACCCCGAGCCCCUCCUGCCCUCCGCGGCCGCCCCUGCCCCUGUCCCCAGGUCCACCUCCUACCCCGCCGCCUCCCCAAACCCUAGCCGCAGCAGCCGCGCCCUCUUCCCCGCCACCUCCCCCACGGUCGCCCACGCCGGCGCCGGAGGAGGUCCAACGCAAGCGCCGCAACCGGGAGGAGCUGCGCAAACUCUUCGAAUGCUACCGUCGCAUCCGCCUCUGCGUGGAGCGCAAGGACGCGCGCCUCAUGCCCGAGCUUGAGCAGGUCUACCUCGCUCUCAUCACCGCGUACCGAGGUUGCACAAGUGUACAGCGUAUCUUAGCUAAGUUGAUUCCCCAGUAUGCCUCAUACUGUCCUACUGCACUUGAGGCUGCUGCUAAAGUCUCCAUCAAGAUGUACAAAGGGAACUUGGCCAUUGUAACAAGAGGGGAGGAUGCAGAUGGUGUGGCAUAUCAGACUGCUAGGGCCUGUAUUGCUGGCUUAGUUGACAUUUGCUCCACAGCAUCUUUUGAAGCUCCCAAGUCAUCUGUUAUCACAGGAAUCUGCUCUGCAGUCUAUAUGACUGUCCUUACCUUCUUCAUUUCAACAUUUGAUGGGAAGGAUAUCCAUCACAUAGGCUCCAGAAGACUUUCAAAGCUUCAGGACCCUGUGGAGUUACUAAAUAUUGUAAAGCAGGAGUCAGGGGAUGAUAACCAACUGUCACAUGAUUGUUUAUUUGAACUGAGGGCACUUUCCUUGCUAUGCAUAUUUCUACUAUCCCCAGAGAACCUAUUAGAGGCGUGUUUUGUGCUGAUUGCUUCUGCAGAAACUGACCAUGUGAGAGAAGGACUGUACUGUUUAAACCAGCUGACCUGCAAUUUGAACCAUGGUGUCUCAGUUAAUGCUUUGGACAAUAAGGCUGAUAUAGCCUCACAACAUACUGGGAUGGAUAUAGAUCUGUCUGGCACAAAAGAGAUUGUUGAUUCAACGCCUUCUGAUACUUGUGGUGAUUCAGGAAGUUCUGUGGCAGAAUCAAAUGAGUGCUACAUGACAAUGGCAAUAUCUAGGCAUCCAUCUGUGAGAGGUUGGAUAUUACGGAGAUACAAAAAAUUAUGUGACUCCUGUAGAUCUACUGUGCUUUCAGAGGUGUCAUCUUGUUUAAAAGUUUUGGGCUCUUUAUCAGAGCUUGACGAGGAUAAAAGUCACAUGGACUGUGAACCAUCAGUACUGGAGAAGCUCGACAAUUGUGCAGGUGAAAAGAUUGUCAACAUGGAUAGCUAUGGAGGAAAGUCUGUGCAAAUGGAGCAGACUGAUGAUGUGAAAACUGAGAAGCUGGCAGAUGCGAAAACCGGUGGGUGUGAGGGUGAAUCUGUAGUUCAAGGCACAAGACCUGAUCUUUAUGUUGCUUCUGUCUGCAGCGAUGUAAUUUCAGUCUCAAAGGAACUUUGGGUUGGUUCACUGGGAAAUGGUGCCGCAGAGCCACUAGUUCGAUCUAAAUUUGAGGAGUUUGGCCCAUUAACAAAUUUUUUAUUUUAUCCAUCCAAAGAUUUUGCCUUAGUUGAAUAUGGAAACAUUGUGCAUGCUGUUCAGGCAUGUGCAUAUAUGCGUGGUUCCUCUCUUUGGGGCGGUGGUCUUCAGAUAAGGUAUUUAGAUAGACUUAUCGGCAGUAGGGGAUUUAUUGGUGGUAUAGCUGUUGGUGAAAGCUGCCAUAUUUAUGUUGCUAAGGUCAAAAAUCAGAAAGAGAAAGACGAGGUGCUCGAUGAUCUGAACUCAGCAGGGCUGAAGAGGCCGUGUGGCAUUAUCGAUAUCUCCAGUGAAAAUGUUUUACUUCUUGAAUUUGAGACAGCAGUCGAUGCAGCUGUUGCAAAAGCUCACAUUAGGCGCCAAGCUCAGUCAGAUGUUUGUUCCCAGGUUAAGAGUACAUCUGCACAUCAGCUUUUGGUACAAAACAUGGACAAGUCAGUGCCUGACACUGAGUUCAUUAAUGCUUUCUCACGAUUUGGUGAGGUCAGUAGGUGGCAAUUUAAUAGGCUUGAUGGGAACUGUUUGAUUGAUUAUAAAUCACACAAUGCCGCCGCCUGUGCAAAGUCACAGAUGCAUGGUGCAAGAUUUGGGCUGAAGUUGAUUAGUGUUGAAUCUAGGACAUGCAGUGCAGGACCUAUUCAUGAUAAAACAUCAUCACCUGUUAUUCGAAUGCCAGGCCAGAACGUUUCGGACAGCAGCAGUCACCAGGAGAUCAGGAAUCCAAGGGUUUCAGGGUAUCAUGCAGGCUACACAGUACAGGGGGAUCGACCAAUUUAUGGUCCAUCACCUCCCAAUACCCAGCAAUUAUGGCACUACAAGGAGUUAGAGUCAAGCAGAGCUCCACAAGGAAUUCCUCCCUGCCCACCUGUUUCUGCACACCGUGCUUCUGUAAUACCACUGCCACCACCACCUAUCCAAACUAAUUUUCUCCGUCCUGUAUAUCCUGGUCCAGCCAGUCCGUGGGAAAACACUACACCAAAUCCACCCUUCAGUCGUGUUUCUCCUCGCAUGAUGUCCGGAAGUAACUUCCGUAUCAAUCCGCCUGCUCCUCUCCCUUUCAUGCCAUCUUCUGUUACCCCUCUUGCACAUCUUCCAGGAAGUUCAGCACAGCAGUCAGAGAAAAUGCCGCCACCUACACCAAAUAUAGCCCCGUCAACAUUUACACCUCCACCACCGUUACCUGUUUCCCAGCCACCCUCUGUUCCACCUCCCCCAGAUUCUCCUCCGGUGCAACCUUCUACUAAUCCUUCUAACUCACAGAAGCCAUCCUCUCAUCCUCAAUGGCAGGGUUCCCUUACAAAAAGUGGCAUACACUACUGCACAAUCUAUGCAAGUAGAGUAGAGUCAGAUGCAUGUAGAUAUGAAAAUGCCGUUUCUGAACCAGCAGAAUGGCCUUCAAGAUUAGAUGUGACAAAGCGCACAGCUUUCCAGCAUGUGAAGACAAUUUUCGCCAAUACUCCACCUAAUAAAAAAGAAAUCUGUCGGUUGUUGCCCUGUUCAAAUGGUGAUCAGAAAGGGUUUCGGGACUUUAUCUCCUAUCUGAAACAGAAAGAAUACGCUGGGGUCAUAAAAAUUCCUGCUGUGAAGCCCAUGUGGACACGGCUACUAUUUAUCCUUCCUCCCACAUCUGAUGUGUUUGGCAUGCUAGGCCUUCCGCCCCACCCUGCUGAAUGUCUUAUUGCCCUGGUUCUACCAAAGGAAACAACCCCUGAAGUGUCUUGACAUAGUAGUCGUGUAUAUGUAAAUUGCUGACCUUGAUUUUAGGACAUGUAUGUAAACCUUGUUGUGGUUGCCCGCUUUGUGCACAGUAAAUAAAUUUUCCAGUGCUGUGCUUUACAUUCUA